AUGGGCGGCACGGCGGCGACGGGGCGCGCAGGGGCGCUGGCGCUGGUGCUCCUCUGCCUGGGCGCGGAGCUGGCGAGCGCGGGUGGAAAGAAGUCUUACAAUGGGCCUUGUGGGGGCCGAGAUUGCAGUGCUGGAUGCAAAUGUUUUCCAGAGAAGGGGGCGCGGGGUAGACCAGGGCCAAUUGGAACUCAAGGCCCAAUUGGUGCUCCCGGACUUACAGGACCAGAAGGUUUACCAGGAGCGAAGGGUGAGAGAGGAGCAGUGGGCUCCCCUGGACCAGCUGGUCAGAAAGGUGAUAAGGGCCCAAUGGGAGUUCCUGGAUUUCAAGGCAUCAACGGGAUUCCAGGUCACCCUGGCCAGCCUGGCCACAGAGGCCUGCCUGGCGUCGACGGCUGCAAUGGCACCAUCGGGAGUCCGGGUCUUUCUGGAUCAGAUGGUCUUCCUGGCAUACCUGGGCCACCUGGUCGUCCAGGUCCCAAAGGUCUUAAAGGAGAACCAAUUUUUGCCCAAAGCAGCCUUAAAGGAAUGAAGGGAGAAAAUGGUCUUCCUGGCUUGGAUGGAAUUUCUGGACCAAAAGGUCUUCCGGGUCCUGCAGGUUCUAUAGGCCCUAUAGGUUUGCCAGGUUUGCAGGGUCCAGUGGGUCCCCCUGGGCCACCAGGUCCAAAAGGUAACAUGGGAUUAGGCUUUCAAGGAGAGAAAGGAGAAAAGGGUGAUGUAGGACUGCCUGGCCCUCCAGGUCCCCCACCAUCCACUGGAAUACUUGAAUUUAUGGGUUUCCCAAAAGGGAAGCAAGGAGAAAAGGGUGAGCCAGGCCCUCAAGGCUUCCCUGGAGAAGAAGGAUUGCCUGGCCUGCCGGGCUUUGGAGGUAUUGGAGAAAAAGGAGAAAAGGGUGUCCCUGGCCUGCCAGGUGGCAGGGGAUUGCUGGGGCUGGAUGGAUCUGUUGGGAUUCCAGGGAGAAAGGGUCAUCCAGGUGUUCCAGGCUACCCUGGACAUGAUGGAGUAGAAGGCAUGAAGGGUGAAAUAGGUGACAUUGGUCCCCCAGGCCCUCCUAUCGUUAUUGACAGGGAAGGAGUAGUCAUUUCAGGUGCUCCAGGUGACCCUGGAACUCCAGGAAUUCCUGGCCCUCCAGGAGAUGAAGGAAUCAGUGGAUUACCAGGCCUUCCAGGAGCUCCAGGUUUUCCAGGCCUGGAACAAGAUGCAAUGGGCCCUGGAGGAUCUCCAGGUAUUCCAGGUGUUAAGGGUGAAAUAGGAGAUCCUGGAAGAGCGACGAUUGGAUUACCAGGCAGUCCAGGCAGAGCUGGCUUACCAGGCCUGCCAGGAGCACCAGGAUUGCCAGGUCCAUCACGCCCUUCAUACCUCCCAGGUGCUAUCUUGGAUGGAAGGCCUGGGACACCAGGGGAGCCUGGACAGAGAGGGCCACCAGGAGCUUUUGGUCCAAAGGGGUACAAAGGAGAUGCAGGUGAUUGUGCUUGUGAUGGAGGAGCUACAGCUGGUCAAAAAGGCAUCUCAGGUCUACCAGGUGCACCAGGAAGCCUUGGUGUGCCUGGGAUUAAAGGCAUCAGAGGAGACCCAGGCACUGCGGGGGCUCCAGGGCUGCCAGGCCCCCCGGCUUCAGCUGGUCAGCAAGGUCUUCCAGGCCCUAAGGGAGAAAAAGGGGAGCCGUCCUAUGCAACAGGCAGAGGUGCUCGUGGGGACCGUGGUGCAACAGCACCCAGAGGACCCUCAGGCAUCCCAGGAACUCCUGGCAGGGAUGGACUUCCAGGGUUGCCAGGUCCUCCAGGCCCUCCAGGUGAUGGUGGCCUAGGUUUCCCAGGUGAAAAAGGACUGCCAGGAUUACCUGGCUCCAAGGGCCAUCAUGGAGAGAUUGGUUCUCCUGGCGUUGGAUAUCCAGGUCCUAGCGGAACUCGUGGACCACCAGGUGACCCAGGAGCAGAUGGCUUUCCAGGGCAACCAGGUCUUCCUGGCCCUCCAGGUAUCACCUUGCCCUGUGUAGUUCCUGGAGCAUAUGGUUCCCCCGGGACUCCCGGCUUUCCAGGAUUGCCAGGUUCCAAAGGCAGCAAAGGCUUUCCUGGCAUUCCAGGACAGCCUGGAUUACCUGGAUCAAAAGGACAGCUAGGAUCUCCAGGAGUAAUAGGCUUGCAAGGGGGACCAGGCUUCCCUGGGCCUCGAGGAGAGCAGGGGUCACACGGACUUCCAGGACUGGAUGGGACGGAUGGAUUGCCUGGCAAGAUGGGUGCUCCAGGCUUAGCUGGAAAUAAAGGAGCUCCUGGAGAGGUGUUCGGUGCUGAGAGUGGAGCUCGUGGAGAACCUGGUAGACCUGGAUUCCCGGGUGAUAAAGGGCUGCCUGGGGAUCAUGGAUUUCCAGGACCAAAAGGUGCAGAUGGGAGACCAGGCCUCCUGGGCAUUAAAGGUGAACAGGGUAAUCCAGGAUAUACAGGCAUCCCAGGACUGCGGGGGCCUCCCGGACCUGGAGGUCCUUUUGGCAUUAAGGGAAAACCAGGACCCAUGGGAGCGGUUGGCCUUGUAGGAGCACCAGGCUGUCAAGGACUUCCUGGAGUCAAAGGACUGGCUGGAGAUACAGGUCCACAAGGCCCUGCUGGGAUGAAAGGCUUCCCAGGUCCCGAUGGUGCUCCGGGAUCUCCUGGGGAACAAGGAUUCUCAGGACGACCUGGAGCUUUUGGUCAAGAUGGACGUCCGGGGUUCUCUGGGCCAAAAGGUGAGAAAGGAUCUCCUGGCCUGCUCGGUUUCCCUGGCAUGCCAGGCCUGCCUGGUGUUCCUGGCGUGAAUGGGUUUAAAGGAACUACUGGCACAACUGGAGGAAGAGGAAGCCCUGGGAUCCUAGGACUCCAAGGUCAAAAAGGUGACAGAGGUGAUGUAGGUCCCCCUGGCCUCCCUGUUCUUGGGCCUUCAGAACAGGCACUGCAAUUCAAAGGAGACAAAGGGGAGCCUGGAUUAGCUGGACUUGGAGGAUUUCCCGGACCUAGAGGUGACAAAGGUUUCCCAGGCAGCCAUGGACAGCCUGGUCUCCCUGGUCCAACCGGAUUACCAAGCAGAGAGAGUGGUUCUCCUGGCGACCCAGGUUUCCCUGGUCCAUCUGGACAUCUUGGCCUGCCGGGACAGAAGGGUACGACUGGCAUCAUAGGAUUCCCAGGAAUGCCUGGAGAGAGAGGUUCAGAUGGCAUCAUAGGAACACCUGGGUUCCCAGGAACUAUGGGCCUUCCUGGUCCAAAGGGUGACCGGGGAGAUUCUGUUGGUGUUCCUGGCAGUGCUGGAGCAAAGGGAGAGCGAGGGGACCCUGGUUUCCCAGGAGAGAGAGGGAGAGAAGGGCCCAAAGGUGAACCAGGAUACCCAGGAAGCACUGGAGUGAAUGGACUCAAAGGUAGUCCAGGAGAUCUUGGCCAAGAAGGACCAGCAGGAAUCCCUGGAAAUGCUGGACCGAGAGGAAUUGUUGGGCCCCCAGGGCCUCCAGGACAGCCGGGAUCUGCUGGAUUCCCUGGAGCUCGUGGAGCAGCAGGACCCAAAGGGUUUCCUGGAUUUCCGGGCUUAAAUGGUCUGAAUGGCUUGCCAGGCACAAAAGGGUCUCCUGGAACACCAGGUCUCAGUGAACCUGGACUGAAGGGUCCUGCAGGUCUCCCAGGUCCAAAGGGUGAAGAGGGUUCUCCAGGCUUUGGCAGAGGAGCUCUGGGAUUCCCUGGACCAAAAGGAUCAUCAGGAGACAUGGGUCCCCCUGGUCCUAUAGGAUUACCUGGCUUGCCAGGGACACCUGGAGUUUCUCUUCCUUCUGAUAUACCUGGGAGACCUGGAGAUGCAGGCCACCCAGGAAUUGAUGGAAGUUCAGGUCUCCCAGGUCCUCCAGGUCCACGAGGGGCCCCAGGCCCAGCUUCUGAUCAAGGUGACACAGGCAAUCCAGGUUUUGCUGGUGUUCCUGGCUUACAAGGCAUUAAGGGCAACAUGGGCCCCCCUGGUCCAGUUGGGCUCCCUGGAGCAUUUGGAUUCAAAGGUGUAAGGGGUGAGCCUGGCCUUAUGGGGAUGCCAGGUAAAGAUGGACCUCCGGGGGAUCCUGGUUACCUUGGGCUGAAAGGUGAAAUGGGUCGUCGAGGUCUCCCUGGGCGGCCAGGAGCUCCAGGGAUAACCCCACAGCCAGAGAAAAUCACAGCUCCUGCAGGCUUACCUGGCUUGCCAGGGAUCGAUGGGGUCCCUGGCUUUGAUGGAGAUCCUGGAUUCCAGGGCCCAGUUGGGAAACCAGGUGCAAAAGGUCUGCCAGGCAGAUCUGGCUUGAAAGGACACGAUGGUUUAACUGGAUCACCUGGCAUCGUUGGGGAUCCGGGACCUUUGGGUGCUCCAGGACCACAGGGGUUUGAAGGUGUUGCUGGAAAGAUGGGCUCCGUUGGUUUGCCAGGAAUGCCUGGCCGGAGCGUGGGCGUUGGAUACACUUUGGUGAAACACAGCCAGUCAGAGCAAAUCCCACCAUGUCCCAUAGGAAUGAACAAGCUCUGGGAUGGCUACAGCUUAUUGUACGUGGAGGGGCAGGAAAAGUCACAUAACCAGGAUCUUGGUUUUGCUGGCUCCUGUUUGCCUCGUUUCAGCACCAUGCCCUUUAUUUACUGCAACAUCAACGAAGUGUGCUAUUACGCCAGCCGAAAUGACAAGUCCUACUGGCUCUCCACCACUGCUCCCAUCCCCAUGAUGCCCGUGGCGAGCAUACAGAUCUCCCAGUACAUCAGUCGUUGCUCGGUGUGUGAAGCACCUUCCCAGGCUGUGGCAGUGCACAGCCAGGAUAUCACCAUCCCACAGUGUCCUGUUGGCUGGCGCAGCCUCUGGAUUGGAUACUCUUUCCUUAUGCACACUGCAGCAGGGGCGGAAGGUGGAGGUCAAUCCCUUGUCUCACCUGGCUCUUGCCUGGAGGAUUUCCGUGCCACUCCAUUCAUUGAAUGCAAUGGUGCCAGGGGAUCGUGCCAUUACUUUGCAAACAAGUACAGCUUCUGGCUGACGACAGUGGAGCAGUCGCAGCAGUUUCUCAGUGCACCUCCCUCAGAAACUCUGAAAGCAGGACAGCUUCGAACACGCGUCAGCCGUUGCCAAGUGUGCAUGAAGAACUUAUAGGAAUAAAAGUGCAAAGUUCAAUAGAUGUGUUUACUGUGUAAGAGUUUAGACAUCACUGAUUUGAGGAAAGAUAAAUACAUAAACUUGUUUUGUGUGUGGUUGAUGAAUGAAUCAAGGUGGCCAGAAUUCUACCAAAAUCAAGUGUCAACUCUGGGAAUUUGACUUUACCACGAGGCGUGAGAAACCAGUUCUCUGAAGCCUCUAUUUUAUGAAACAUGGUGCUAUGCUUUUACUUUUUAUGUUUUGUUUUGUUUUCCAUUCACGGCUACCUCAGAAAGUCUCUGUACUUAUUCAGAUUGAAGAGUAACUAUACUGCUUGUUACUUCACUCACCUGUCCCAGACACGUCAAUUGUUAACAGAGCUUUUCAAAAGCUGUGUUCUACUUAGAGUCUUUGCAAAAAGCAUUUGGUCCAGUGUAAGAGAAUCAAGAAUCACUUUUCUACAAAAUACAGACUAGCUAAAAUUAAUUACAGCAUCACAAGUGGCUUAGAAAUAGAAUGCAUUAGGGAUAACUGACUUCUAUAGGAAGACUCAAAGAUGGAAUUUUUCUGCUCUGCUUAGUAAUCAGAGGUAACAGCCUCUGGUUCCACUGAUAUGUGAUGAGUUCUAAUUCAGUCAUAUCCCUUGUCCCUAAAGAGCCACCCCAAUUAAAACCACAACACUUAAUGUGACGAUGAGUUCAAAGCCUCCCUCUUGCUCAUGGAGCUGUCAGUUGAAAUACAUUCUAAGUAGAGGCCUGCAUCAAGGUCUGUGCUUAUCUCCUUGCAGUCAGAUUAGCUGCAGCCACACAACGCAUGCAAUUGCAAUGAUUAUCAGCUUGCUUUCUGAGGUAGCCCUGGCACAGUUUUUUUGUAAUUAUCAGAGCUGUGUAUAUUUAAAAAGUAGGGUCUUUACUAGAUAACAUGCAAGUUUAUGCAAAUAUAGAAACAAGCAGUUAUAGGAUGUACAUUUUUUACUUCUACAAUACUUCUAAAAUAUGUUGUAUUCUUUUUUGGACUUCAAUUCUGUUAGUUAAAAAAAUGAGAAAAAUGUUGUUUUCUAAUGCACUGUCACAUUGUCACACUCCUUCACAGCAUUAUCAAAGGCAAGUGCCACAAGUUGUAUUUUCCUAGAAUAUUUUGAGAGCCAUGGAAAACAAGUGUGUGCUAAUAUCAAUUAUUUCAGUUAAGCUGAAGUUAUUAUUAUCAACUUAUAUUUCCACAGUGAAGUGUGUGACGUUUUUUAUAGGAACAUUCCAAAACCUUUGGGGGAGGGAUUAAAAAAAAAAGUGCCUUGCCAACACGCUCUGACCUUGCUUUACUAGGCCUAGGGGUCAGUCUCUGUCUAGUGAAAUACUUAAGAACAUGCUUCUUUUAGCAGCUAAUACAAUGUUUUUACUUUUAACAAUUAUUUACAUGCAUAAUAUAACUGUAACUUCCUGGAUCAAGGGUCAGAGCUCUGCAUGUACUUGAGGCACAGUGGAGAUGAGCAGAGACUCUGCGAAGAAUAAUUUAGUCUUUCAUUUCUUUCUACUUGCAAAAGAUCUUCAAUCAUUUGUAUGUAUUUUGUGAAUAUCUUUAAAGUAUAUUAAUGCUAUGGAGUAAUAAUGCAUUUAUGCAGGGCACUGAAUCUGCCUUUUGGCUGUCCCUGCACAGAAAGAUGGCACUGCAUUUACAGCUUAGGUUGUGCAAGUGCAACUUCAAAUCACUGUCUGCACCAUGAAGGUCGCUGCGCAAUCUGCACAAAUAACUGGCUAAAAAAAUCACUGUAGCUUCCCACACUGUGCUCCCUCAGUGCCAUCAGAAGAGCUGUUGAUCCUGUAUUGGGUUAACAAGGACCUGGAAUAAUUUUUGAACUUGGAUACAUGGAAAUACAAGUUUAUAUUAUUUCCAGAGAAAUUUCCUUGAGAAUUGAAUGAGAAUUCCCUCAUGCAUUUCAAGCCUUACUCUCCUCUAAGGAGUUGCUUCUAGUGCAAUAUCGUGGCUUGUCUGAUACCAGUGUCCAAACUUCCAUCAAGUUCAACAAAUUUGGCCUCUUUUCCACCCUGUUUACCCAUAAGCC
Nothoprocta perdicaria is the source of this 7144-nucleotide messenger RNA. It is a transcript of the gene COL4A6, whose product is annotated as collagen type IV alpha 6 chain. The coding region runs from base 1 to 5103 and encodes 1700 amino acids. NCBI's taxonomy places the organism in Eukaryota, Metazoa, Chordata, Aves, Tinamiformes, Tinamidae. The transcript is spliced from 46 exons. Gene Ontology annotation, molecular function: extracellular matrix structural constituent. The record is from RefSeq and is a predicted model, not a curated record. Gene Ontology annotation, cellular component: basement membrane; collagen trimer.